Prorocentrum cordatum is the source of this 150-nucleotide messenger RNA. NCBI's taxonomy places the organism in Eukaryota, Dinophyceae, Prorocentrales, Prorocentraceae. The record is from the annotation of a GenBank genome assembly.
CGCCCGCCCGCGCCGCCAGGCCCCCGGGGCCACGGCGGCUGCCGCGACUCCAGGUGCUACACCGAGUGGCACGCAGAGCUACACGGUGAAGAACACUUUCAUCGAUGUACCUUCUGGCCUCACGCCUCACGACAUGAAGGUCGAUAUGAG